Messenger RNA from Chondrus crispus (carragheen), 1941 nucleotides. RefSeq lists its product as hypothetical. The record is from RefSeq and is a predicted model, not a curated record. The coding region runs from base 1 to 1941 and encodes 646 amino acids. Lineage: Eukaryota; Rhodophyta; Florideophyceae; Gigartinales; Gigartinaceae. The transcript has a single exon.
AUGGAGACUCCAAAUAAUCUUCGCGGUGGGAAUGGUCUAGAGAGUGAUAACGAUCUGAAAGCCAAGCCUAUACGACGAAGUUUUUCAAUAUCUGACUUGAAGUCUUUCUCUCAAUCCCCGAAAAAGUUCGAUUCAGAUGCUUUUGAAGCUAAUUCCGCAGCGGUAAAAUCAAAGGUGGAGGUGCAAGCUUUAUCGUACUUUGCGCUGACAAGCCAUGCUUUAUCUGAAGAAAUAAGCCAUGUACAGCAAGCAAUGGUUGAGUUGGCAGCCACAUCCGACGCCCGAGGUCUGCUGGCCCCGUUUUACUUCGUAGUAAGUGGUUUGCCACCGCUGUGGCGUCGGAUCAAGGCGUUGGCUAAAGGCAAUGUGCGGGGGUGGGAAAUCAAAUUUGCGUGUACUCAUUCAAUGCUGUUGACAUCCAUUCUUGCGCUCUCGUUGUUUCUCCCAAUUUCCAGGAUCGAGGAAUCUGAAAUUGCUUGGGUUUACACCUCAGCUGCUCUUGCCGCCCAGUUAAGUGCAGAACCAACGCUUUUCAUCGGUACUAUACGUGUUCUUGCGACAAUAACUGGGGCUGGCAUCGGGUUUGGGUUCACUUCUAUCCUCGACGCAAUGGGCCGCUCAGACCAUUCAGCCAUUCAAUACCUUGCAAUUCCAUACAUGUUUAUCAUGACCAUCGUGUGCCUGCUGCUUGUUCCGCCCGCAUAUCGGUAUGCAGCUUUUCUCGUAAUUGCGACAAACGCCAUCAUUAUUUUCUGUCCAAGAUCUACCCCCGAAUGCACACGAGUGCUAGAAAAGCAGAGCGAGAGUUGCUUUCCCGAUUGGAAGUACGCUCUAUCACGAAGUACUAACGUAGCCCUUGGUGUCGUGUUUGCUAUGUUUUUUCAUCUCAUCUUCUGGCCGAGGUAUGCAAAUCAGGUCGCUCUUCGGUACCUUUCAGCCGCUUUCCUUAGUUCCUCGAGACUAUUUGGGAAACUCCAUCGCACGUACUUUUCGUAUGGUCUCCCUAGCGGAAGCGGGUCCCCAGACCUUGAACCUUCCACAAGCUAUGCACGGGGCGACUUGCUCCUCAAUGAAGAUGUGUACCAAAAAGAUCAGAGUGUCUUGGACGAAAUCAUAUCAAAAGUGGGCUGCCCCCUGGCUGAUGCUAUGCUGCUUGUGAAGUCAGAAGCUGACGUCUGGCAAGCGGGACCAUUCCGUUUAGAUCCACUGAUCCCGCGCGUACUGUCUGACUUUGUGGCGCUGUCGGUAAGCCUUGUGGAGAUGGCAUCACUAUUGGGCCGUCGGCCCAUCUACUCUUCGUCAUAUGGCCGUUCUGUGUUUGAGCAUUUCAUUCAUCCAAUGUUAGGCGUGUACGAAACAAUUCAGAUUUCUCUGAACAAUCUGGUCGGCAUCACCGACCGCACGGUCGCGGGCAACAAAGAACAAGAGACACGCGAAAACUCAUUCGACCUGCACCACGCAAUCACGCAUCUCGCACGAAUUCGAGGCAAGCUCCGACGGGAUGCGGCAAAGCGCUCCUUCGAGUUCCAAAAGUUCAGCGCGAUUCAACUCACACGUCGCAAGCCGUGCCGUUUCUCCCGACAUGGGAACGCAGCCGACGACUCGUACGUGGACCUAGUCUUCCAGGACCUUGGCCUCGCUAAGCAAACCCGAGAUGCGUCAUACCCACGUGCCCGAUCCCACAACGAAACGAACCGUGCGUGUAAGACUGAUGAGCAGCGCUUGUGCGUAGACGACGUGGUGUUGUACGAUGCGUUUACGUUCAUCACGGACACCUGUCUCAGCGCGUUUGUGCGCAUCGCGGUGGCGGUGCUGAUCGACUCGGAGGCGAACCUGAAGCGAAUGAAAGAACGGCGCCAAGAAGAGAAGAGCCUCUUCGCAAAAUUCAAGCGGAGUCUAGCGUCCCGAGGUGUCCGACGAGGACACCAGGACGCGCCCUGA